Messenger RNA from Guillardia theta CCMP2712, 2304 nucleotides. RefSeq lists its product as hypothetical. Lineage: Eukaryota; Cryptophyceae; Pyrenomonadales; Geminigeraceae. The transcript has 28 exons. The coding region runs from base 1 to 2304 and encodes 767 amino acids. The record is from RefSeq and is a predicted model, not a curated record.
AUGUUUGGCUCUUUUCUUGCUUGUCAUUUGACGGAUCACGAGCAGUCAGCGCGCAUCAAGUCGUUGAACGACGAGUUGACUCAUCGGCACCAGACCUGCGAGGACCUGAGAAAGAGGCUGGGGGCUCAGGCCGAGGCGCUCAAGAAGGGCGCGCAAACAGCUGCGAGCUUAGAAGAAAAGAUAGAGAAAGAGAACGAGGAGCUUUUUGAAGCUCGGCGAUUGAGAAGUAUUGCAGAGGAGCAGGAGGCGCGCGCCUUUGAGAUCGAAUUGAGAUCAACAGCAACCAAGCAGAAGGAAACGUACGGGAAAGACAUGGAAACGCUUCACAAGGAGAGCGAGCACAUAAAGGAACAGCUGCAACUUGCGAAAGAAAACAACGACAUUCUCGAGGGACAGCUGAGAAGCUCAGAAGAGAAAGUCAUCACUCUUACUCGAGAGCUGGAGAAAUGGAAGGUAGAGGAACAAGCGAGGCGAAUAGUCAUAAUUGCAGAAAGAUUGGACGAACAUGGAGAACGAUCUCCUACAGGGCUCGAGACGGCGUUAGCGCAGAAAGAGUCAAUCAUCAACCGGCAGUCGGAGGAGUUGCAUGACCUCAAACUCAACAACAGAAAUCUUCAGUCAGAAGUAGAAUCUCUUACUGAGAGUCUCAACUCAGCUCUUCAUCGAGAAGAAAACUUGCGAAAACACACAGAGCAGGGAAAGCUUUCAUCAGCUCAACAAGAACAAACUGAACUCUCCAAGUCGUCCAAGACGUUGCAAGAACAAAGAGACAAAGAGAUUGUUGCGUCUUCGGAGAUGUUCAAGAAACUAGAGGAGAAGGCCGUGAAAGAAGUGGAAUAUAAGACAAGAAUACAACAAGUGCUGGACCUGAACGCGAAGCUUCAAAAAGAGAAAGACAAGUUUGAAGAACAAAUGAUCGCUUCUAAUCUCCAAGCUAUCUCCAAUAAAUCAAGAUGGGCCUUUGCGAGCUACCAGAAUGACAUUUUGGUGAAGAAGUUGGCGGAGCUUAAAAGCGAGAGUGAAGCGUUGAAAAGCAAGCUGCGAGGAGCUAUGGAUGCUCUCGAUCGCGCUCAUCACGGCGUGCUCUUGACAGAGGGAAAGAAGUUCAUGGAGAAUCUCAACAAGUACGACGAGCCGCAGGAUGGAAAGCAAGUGGAAACACUGCAGCAGGAGCUCAACAAUGCUGCCAAGGAGAUUGAGUUCAAGAACAAGAAGAUUGUUGAGUACGCCAGAGCUCUUGAGCAGCUGCGGUCAGAAAUGAAAGAGGAGAAUUCCCGCCGAUCUGUGAGGAAGGAGGAGCCAGGAACUCCAACUCUUCGACAUGAUGCUGCUGAGCUCGUCAACUCCCUGCGUAACCGAGUCUCGGAAUUGGAGCACGAGAACCAGCUCUUACUUGACAAGCUGCAGUAUGCGCGAGAAGACGCGCAGAGAGAGUUCACGGAGGAGCGAGACAGGCUGACAGCGCAAGUAGCUACGGUACAAGAGAUAGCAGAUCAAAGGUUAAAGAGACUUCGGGAAAGAGAUCAGAUAUACGCCCGGCUGUCAGAGAAAUCAUCUAGGUCAGGAAGCAACGGGGGCACUGGCUUCGAGCUCUACGACGAUGGGCCUGUGGGCAGGGGCAGUCUGUUAGGAGGAGACCUGCGAUCGCCUGCUCGUGCUCGCCAAGGCUCUCUGCUGCGAAGCGACGGGCUUGUAAGCUCUUCGGACAGCGCGACCAGCUCUGAGAGACCGCGGGGGGACAUGAGCGAGUCGAGCAGAAGCCAGCAGAGCAUCGAGCAGCGUCAAGAGCCAAGAUACCGUCAGAAUAGCACGAGAAAUGUUGAGGCAGCGCAGGUGGUGACCACCCUGCUGAGGUUGAUUGCUGAUGAGGAAGCCAAGGUGUGGGAGGACGAGCCCCAGGCAAGCGAGCUGAGUAGCAGCGUGAGCCUCCUCGAGAAGGAGGAGCGCAUGUUUCGUGCUUCACAUGGCUCAUCGCAUAAGAGCACACAGGAGCUCACGUUGGAUCAGUUUCUUGUUGGUGCCUCCAGGGAGCUCGAGAUGGCGUCUUACGCUAGCGCAGGAGCUGCUGCAGCUCAAGGGAGAAUCUAUCUCAAGAGUACGAUCGCAUGCCCUUUGAAUGUUUCAAAGACUGCAUUCGAAGGCUCCUCCAAGGUGUUGUCUCGUGCUUCUCCUCCUCCCUUUGCCUUCUUCUUUGUCGUGUCUUCUCCUGAGCACCUCAUUGCAGACAAGGAUAUGCUGAGUGGGACGUACAACUUUGAUCGGGAGAUAGCAAACCGUCGCGAGGCCCCGCAGGUUGACUUGUAA